AUGCGAUACUCGGAUGCGGUUCACGAUCAUUUCGACAAUCCCCGCAACAUCGGUGCCAUCGAACACCCCGACGCGGCGGCGGAAGUUUCCAACCCGGCCUGCGGCGACAUCAUGCACCUCACCCUGCGCAUCGUCGAUGCACGCAUCACCGAGGCCAAAUUCAAGACGAUGGGCUGUCCGGCAGCCAUCGCUGCCGGGUCGGUGACCACUGAACUACUCAUCGGACGCAGCGUCAACGAACCCAUACCGCUAACGCGCGUCGAGGUGAACGAGGCGCUCGGUGGCCUGAGCCCGCAGAAGGUGCAUACGUCCGUCCUCGCCGAGGACGCCGUGAAGGCUGCUGUCAGGGACUACCAUCGGCGGCAGGGGAAAUAG
This is a messenger RNA of Geodia barretti, 375 nucleotides long. The record is from the annotation of a GenBank genome assembly. Lineage: Eukaryota; Metazoa; Porifera; Demospongiae; Tetractinellida; Geodiidae.